CUCUAUUGAUUGGAGCUAGCGUCCUACAUACUAGGACUACUUGCACGCCUGUGCAGGCUGCACGCGCACGCCGAUCGCCCGCAUUUGCACACUCAGCUAUGCGCUGUUAGCCAGUCAUCAAUUCGCAGAGCGCACGAGAUCAUUUGACAUUGCAAAGCAAUUGCUCUCAAUCUAGGAGAUGCUUCGAGCAGCCCUGAUCCUCGCGGGCACGAGCCGCGCGCUGGACCCGAGCGUCUUCGGCCGCUUCCGCACCUGGCCGAUCACCGCCGUGCAGGAAUUGGAGCAGCCGCUCCGGGACAUGGGCCUGAACGUGCCCGCGUCCGAGAUCGACGGCACGCGAGGCGACGGCGCGGUCGCGCUGAGCGACGCCUUGGUCUCGAUCGGUGCCGCGGGCCGCGGCGGCACCGGUAGUUUCGUGAGCGACGACGGUUUGAUCCUGACGAACUGGCACGUCGCGUACGAGUACAUCCGGCAGGCGUCCCUGCUCGAGGGCGAGGACUUCGUCAGGGACGGUUACGUGGCCAAGAGCCGCAAGGAGGAGCUCCGGGCGCCGAACUGCGAGGUCUGGUUGACGCGGCGCGUCGAGGACGUGAGCGACGCGGUCCUGGACGUCUUGGACGAGCCCGACCCGCUGAAGCGAGCCACGGCACUACGUGAUAGAAGGCAGCAGAUCGCGUCCUACGCCGAGAACGUCCUGAGGCAGCAGGCCCAGCAGCUGGGCGUCAGCGCGGAGGGCGUCCGCUGCGACGUGCAGGAGAUGUUUGCCAACGAAAAGUAUCUCUUAUUCACGUACGAGCGGCUGCGCGACGUGCGCAUCGCCUACGCGCCGCCGUCGUCCCUGGGCUCCUUCGGCGGCGACUCGGACAACUUCGAGUGGCCCCGGCACACGGCGGACUUCGCCCUGCUGCGGGCCUACGCCGACGCGGACAACGCGCCGGCGGACUACGCCGCCCAGAACGUGCCGUACACGCCGUCGAAGCGCCUCCGGCUGAACCCCGAGGGCGCGGACGACGGCGACUUUGUGUUUCUCCUGGGCUUUCCGGGCCGGACGUUGCGGUACGCGCCCUCUGCUAGAUUGGAGUACAACAAGCAAGUGACGAUUCCGGCCAUCGUCGCGGACUUUGAGCGUAAGCUCGAAGCGAUCCAGCGCUUCGAGGGCGACUCCGAGGAGACGCGCCUCGCGCUCGCGGGCAUGCGCAAGUCGCUGGCCAACGAGUUGAAGAGGAACCGGGGCAAGCUCGUCGUGGCGUCGAAGGUGGACGUGCUGGAGGAGCGGCGCAAGGAGGAGAAGGAGCUGUCGGACGCGUAUCCCGCGUGUGCCAUCUUGCUCCAAGAGCUGCAGAACAUCUAUGUGGAGUUAGGCGAAGGCCAACCGGUGCUGGACGCGUUGUCGGAGCUGCGGGGCACGGUCCUGGGGUCGGCCUAUCUGGCGGCAGCGCACGCCGUGCACGAGGCAUCCGUCGAGCUCGCGAAGCCGGACGACGAGCGGGAGGCCGAGUACAGGGAUCGGAACCGGCCGUUUCUGGAGAGGCGCUUGCGGACGCGCCUGGAGCAGGCCUACGCGCCGCACGAGGCGGCGCUCGUGGCGCACGCGCUGGACAGCGCGAGGCGAGCGGGCGUGUCGACGCACGGGUUCUUUUCGAAGGGCGGCGUCGUCGACGCCGUGCGCGCGUCGCCGCUCCCCGAGACGUUUUCGUUGGACGGCAGCUUAGACGCCUACGCUUCGGACCCGUUUGUGGGGCUGUCCGCGGCUUUAUAUCCGUUGUACGCGGCCGUGCGGGACGCGGGCAAGGCCCUGCUGAGCGACCGCGACCGCGUCACGGCCAGAUUACUCGACUUCCGCCGCGCGACGUCCACGGAGCGCCUGUGGCCGGACUGCAACGGCGCCCUGCGAUUAUCCGCGGGCCGCGUCGAGGGCUGCGCGCCCCGCGACGCCGUCGUGCACGGGCCCCGGACGACGCUCGGCGGUCUGUUGGACAAGGCGCACGAGGCCGAAUUGAGGGGCGACGACGACGGCACGUUCACGCUGCCGCCGCGCCUCCGCGAGCUGCUGGAGGGCGGUCCGGAGGCGCUGGAGCGGCCCUGCUGCCUGCUGUACUCGACGGAUACGGUCGGUGGCAACUCGGGCUCGCCGGUUCUAGACAGCGACGGCGACCUCGUCGCGAUCAACUUCGACCGCGCGCGCGGCGGCCUCAUGAACGAGUUCGCCUGGUCGCAGGAGCUCUCGCGGUCCAUCGGCGUCGACGUGCGGCUGAUGCUCUGGCUCGUCGGCACGUUCGACGGCGCGAGCGACCUCGUGGCGGAGAUGACGACGGAGAGUAAAUCAUGACACUAUU
Pelagomonas calceolata is the source of this 2336-nucleotide messenger RNA. The record is from the annotation of a GenBank genome assembly. Lineage: Eukaryota; Pelagophyceae; Pelagomonadales; Pelagomonadaceae.